AUGGUUUACGGGGAUAAAAUCAUCACUGUCUACUAUCGACCGGAUCUCGUCUUUUUGUUAUCGCUUCUACAAUGUUUCCUCAACGUGCUUCUCGUGUUUUGGAUUCGUUUAUAUUUGAAGAUUUUGUGCAAAUCGUCGGCUUGUCACCCGAAUCUCCUCGUUCUCCUCUCCUCUCAACCGCUCAUUCAUCUCGUUGCAUUGACAGCGAAAACGAUUCGUUUCCUCGCCGAAUGUGCCGGCCUUAUCACCACUCCUUUCCUCACCGCAAUCAAUUUCAUUUCGGAUAUUGGCCUAUCCGCUACCUGCGUCAUCGUACUUGGCUACUGUAUCGAGAGAAUCGUUGCAAUGAGAAAUAUCGAGUCCUACGAGUUGAUGUUUCGACCGAUUCCGUGGCUUGGCAUCGGGAUUUUAGCAACAUCUCUAGUCUACGCGACAGUACUCUUGUCGUUAUGGUAUCAGCAAAUCUUGAAGAGUCGAGUGAUUUAUGUGGCUCAAAUUGGGCUUUUCUCGUGCUCGGGAUUGUUCUUCAUUGGGAUUAAAAUAAACGCAAAUCGGGCAUACGAGAGAAUGGCGAAGUAUCGAUAUUCGAGUGUCAAUCAAAGAUAUCAAACGGCAAUGAAUUUCAAAGCGGCCAAGCUAUUGCUUUAUUUGGCUCCAUACAAAUGUAUCUCCUCUCUUCUAAUCCUUGUCUCUUAUGCUUUUGUCUACGAUCGAACAAAAGAUCAAUUACUUCCAUUGUACACCGAAUUCUUUUUCCUCUACAAUUAUGCUCAAGUGUCUUUACAAAUUCUCUUGGUGCUCUUGUGUCAUUCAACGUUGCGCCGCUUGCUCUUUGAGACAUUAGCAAUUGAGAAAGUGCGAAAACGCAAAGUGAGUGACUUGUGCGUUCGAUCGGUGACCGGCUCACGAUUGCAAUUCCCCUCAAACGAUGCCACCGAUCUCUACUUUGCCACAUUAAAUAAAGCGUGGGAGUUCCACGAUUCGAUGAAAUCCCAAAUCGAGCAGACGGAAAUCCCGAAAAAGCAAUCGAUCGCCUCAAGACCUCAUAAUGAAGAUAUUUAUAAAGUA
This is a messenger RNA of Mesorhabditis belari, 1068 nucleotides long. Lineage: Eukaryota; Metazoa; Nematoda; Chromadorea; Rhabditida; Rhabditidae. The record is from the annotation of a GenBank genome assembly.